This is a messenger RNA of Centropristis striata (black sea bass), 5098 nucleotides long. RefSeq names its product neuropeptide Y receptor type 2-like. Gene Ontology annotation, molecular function: peptide binding; G protein-coupled receptor activity. Gene Ontology annotation, biological process: neuropeptide signaling pathway. The transcript has 2 exons. The coding region runs from base 1 to 1881 and encodes 626 amino acids. NCBI's taxonomy places the organism in Eukaryota, Metazoa, Chordata, Actinopteri, Perciformes, Serranidae. The record is from RefSeq and is a predicted model, not a curated record. Gene Ontology annotation, cellular component: membrane.
AUGGAUCUGUCCCAGGACCAGCCGUCAGACUGGAGCUCCGUCCAGCCGAGCUUCUCUCCUCUGCUGCAGCACGGUGGCUCUCAGGAAAGACUUAACCACACCUACAGCUUUCAUAGCUCGAUAAUUUUGCCCUCCACUUUCAGUUCCCCCACUGCCUCUCUCCAUCAACCUCUGCCCUCGCCCCUCAUCCCUUUCUCCUCCUUCAUCUCCUCCUCCCCUUUAUCCUCCACCACCUCGACCUCAUCCUCUCAGCAGACCUCCUCUUUUGUCUACCAGCGUUCCUCCUCCUUCCCUUUGUCCCUGCCCACCUUUUACUAUAAUGACUUGGCCGACCUGGAGAGCAUGCUGCUCUGGACUCUCAAUGAGCCAAGUACGAUUGCUCUGACCAUCAUGUACUGUCUGUCUUUCAUUUUGGGAUUCAUUGGGAAUUUAAUGUCCCUGCGCGUCCUCACCCACAGGCGGAGCCGGCGGCUAGCUGGUGUCAGCGCCACGCGCAGUCUCCUGGUGAACCUGGCGGUGUGUGACCUGGCUGUGGUGUGUGUGUGCAUGCCGAUCACCCUGGGGAGCCAGAUCUACACCGCCUGGGUCUACGGUGACCUCCUUUGUCGAGCAGUGCCCUUUACACAGGCUGUGUCGGUCUCAGCCAGCGUGUUAACGCUGACUGUGAUCAGUGUGAAUCGCUACUACAGUGUCCGAUCACCACUGCGAGCUCGCUCCAUGUUUACCCGCCGUCGAAUCUUGGCAACCGUUGCAGUGGUGUGGGCAGUGUCCUCGGUCAUGUGCGCUCCCAUUGCUGUGAUGAACCGGCGGCGUGAGAUCAGCUUUGGGACGUUUGCCAUCUUGGUCUGUGAAGAGAAGUGGCCUCAGCAUCGCCUUAAACAGGGAUACAAUGUGCUGCUGUUUGUGAUGCUCUACUGCCUGCCAGUGACCUUUAACCUCACCAUAGGCUUCCUCACUGGCAGGCGACUUUGGGGAGGCAGAAAAUCCACUUUCGCUGAUCUGGAUCCUCGCAGCGAAGCCCUGCACGCCUCCCGCCUCAAAAUGCGGCAAAAGAUCGCCAAGAUGGUUGUGUGUCUUGUGCUGCUGUUUGCCGUGUCCUGGCUGCCGCUCUACUUGGUUGACCUUUGGAUCGACUGCGAGCAAAGGCCACCGUCUUGGCUCCUGCAGACGCGCCCGUUUGCCCAGUGGCUGGGCCUGACAAACUCCAGCCUUAACCCCAUCUGUUACUGUUUCAUAGGGGAUCUGUACCGCUCAGCGAAGGUGAUACGGACACGAUACUACCAGAAAGUGGCGUCUUUCUUCGGCUCCUCCUCGUUCACCAGCUCAGUUGCAGUGGCGUCUCCUGCCUCAGUGAUUACAGACAGCAAAGUGACUGCUGCCGAGCGCAACCAUAUUGCUGCCGCUGCCGUGGCUGCGUCUGCCUCCAUCGUUACAAUCCCCAGGCUGUUGAGCUUGGCUAGAGGCCAGGGACUGGGGCAGAAGGUCGGAGACAGUUCAGACAGCCGAGCGGGAUCCGACCACAGUAUCUCAGACUGGUGUCGCUCCAGUCCCAGCGUGUGUGACGGCUCCUUGUUCCCCUGCCAACUCCACAUGCUCCAGCACUCCAUACAGGGAGAAGACUUCCUGCCCACAAGGAGACACUCCAUGAAUGAGAACGCGGGAUCAUUACCUUUAAGAAACGAGUUUGUGAAAAUAGACGUGGUAGCUUUGAGGAGGCAUUCCGGGGACAGAAUGUAUAGUCUGUCAGCUGAUAAGAGAGACAUCAUUACCAUGGGUGGGGACGCUGUUUGUUACAGUGGGCAGCACAGAGGCAAAGCAUCACAACCCUUCUCUCCGGUAGGAGAAAGGGAGGAAGAAACGACUGAUAUAACCAGUCUGUGAGCGCUGCAGAUUAUCUGAAGUAUCAGCAGGGAGGAUGUUUUUCUUUUGUGUCCCCAAGGCAGAAAAAACACACACAGCUCCUGAUUCAGUUUGCAGUUGACAGGGUGGGUUAAUGCCUUGCAAAAGCCAUUGUUUGUCUUGAGGAUAAACUGGCCUGGUCUACACACUCGUUCUUUGUCUGUGUAGUAUUCUUUCAGUGUCAUCAAAGCACAGGGGAUCCAGGAUCGUCAUUUGCACCGACAAAUUCAGGUUUUUGAAGGCAAACGGAGGGAGCAGUGAUGGAGCGAAAGCCUGCAGGGGAGGAGUCGCGGGUUAUUUAGCCUCGGGCUAGAAAGCCAGCUAUCAGUAAGAAUCGCUGAUUGAAGUAGUGUGCCAUUACAUGCAAGUCAUAUCAUAAGUGAUUCAGCUGCUAGUCCCAGUAGAGUCUAACAUCUGCUCGAGACCAUAUCCCAGCAGGACGUAUCUGUGUGAUAAUUUUUUCUUUAUUUUAUUGCUUUGCUAAUGUUGGAACAAACUAUAUCAGAGUUUCUGAACGGUCUUGACAGGUUAAUGUCACCAUCACUGUCUGCAGUCUGUGAAAGAUUUAUUCAGCAGCUCCUGUGUACAGUUAUACAGGUGAUUUGCAGGGAUUAUAAAAUAAACUGCAUAUAAAGCAGGAAAUCUAAAACUCACAACACAACGAAUGGUUUUGUUUCCCACUUAACAUCUCUGUGAUAUUGCCAUAAGGUAUAAAAAACCUUUUCAAAUUAAUCAGAUAGAAAUAUGCCAAAAACAUGUAGGCUUACUUAAUUCAGAGGAUAUUUAAAGGGUCAGUUCACCUAAUAAAAACAACAAAAACUUGUUUUCUCAUAUGCCUCGAGUGGUUUCCAACCAUGGAGAUAGUUUUGGUAUAAUAUGGCGUGGUGCUGAGACGCCACAUAAACAUUUCAUUGUUUACGGUGCUGGGAGAAGUCAAUAAUUACAUUUAAAAAAAAAUCAAUUGCAAUGUGUCCAUCCAGAAUCAGUGUCUCAUCCUGAUGAUGAGCUGCUGUUUUCUUUCUCACCUCAUCAUUCAAUAUGACAGUGGUCACGUAAGCAAGUUUCUGCUGGGUGGGUUGAUGGGUGUGAGGGUCGUUUUGCCCGAACCAAUCAAUGCAGUUGUCAUUUUCAGUCAUCAGAGGAGUGGUUGGAAGGAACAAUUCAUCUUUUUCCUGCAGAUGGUAUCUGGUAUACAAGGUAUGACCAGCUUUUAUUUUGGUGUUAUACAGUAUUUAAACCUAUUGGCCAAAAAGCCACUGGACUGGAGCAGUGGUGGAAUGUAACUGAGUACAUUUACUCAAAUAUUGUACUUAAGUACAAUUUUGAGGUUCUUGUACUUUAAUUGAGUAUUUUUUUAUUUUAUGUGACUUUAUACUUCUACUUCACUACAUAUUGAGGCAAAUAUUGUACUUUUUACUCCACUACAUUUAGCUUCCAGCUUUAGUUACUUUUUGGGUCAAGAUUUAACAUGAAAACAUGAUAAAUUUAAAAUGAUUAGACAUGUAGUUUUAAAUGAUACCUCAUAACAGUAUAUGAGGAAGUUAAAAUGAGCCCUGUCUUUACAAAAUUAAAACGCACCUUACAAAAAUGCAUCAUUACAAAUGAUCUAUAUGAUAUAUUUCAAAUAUAUAAAACAUCCAUUUUGCAUAAGGAGUACUUUUACUUUUGAUACUUUAAGUACAUUUUGAUGCCGAUACUUUUGUACUUUUACUUCAGUAAGUUUUGAAUGCAGGACUUUUACUUGUAGUGGAGUAAUUGUGCAGUGUGGUAUUAGUAAUUUUACUUAAGUAAAGGAUCUGAAUACUUUUUCCACCACUGGUAUUGUCUAUAGAGUACACCCACUUCCCCCUUGUAGUACAACCAGCUUUUCUUUCUGUCACCAAAACACAUUUUGUUGCAUUUCCACAGAAGAAAUCUGUGAAUCCAAUUGAUUUGAAUAUUUUUAAUCCUGCAUUGUAACAUACAUGUUUAUCUGACAUCAUUUUCUUGCCCAGUGUCAGCCUGUGAUACCAUCAGCAGGAAUGUUAACAGCAUGGCAAAAGCACCAUUUUCUCCUAAACUCUACAACAAAACAAAUCAAUAAUGUUUUUUCCUGGAUUAGAGUCAAUUGUUUUUUUGAAAGGGUCUCAGUUUGGUUCAGUUUAAAUUCCAAAACUACCUGGUUGUGUAUAUUAAGAUUUUAAUAUUAAGAUGAAUUACUUUAUUAAUCCCGCAAUGGGGAAAUUCAACCUUUUUUUUUAAAAACACACAAGUGAACACACCAUGCAAGGAGCAGUGGGCAGCACAUUACUGUGCCCGCUGUGUGGGGUGGUUAGGUGCCUUGCUCAAGGGUACUUCAGUCCUUGAACUGUCAGUCCUGGGACUUGAUCCUACGGUUACAAGCCCAAUUCCUAACGUCUAAACCACGGACUGCCCAAGAUUAUGAUCAAAAAAGAUAAAAAAAAAAAAAAAAAGAUCAUGGUUUGGCUACGUUAAUUUUCUAGAUUAAGGCAACAAAACUACAUGGUACAUUUUAGUAAAAGAUACUGGUUUGGGCUAAAAAUGUAUAUGUUUGUUAAAUAAAUAGCUCAACAUUGACAUUUGGUAAACAGCAGUCUCCUGGGUGAAAGUCCUGUGUUCUUUAAACCAUCUAACCGCCUCCAUUAGCGAUCAAAUACUUUGAUUUGACACGUUUUUGUGAUACGAGAACAAAUCUAAUCUGGGAGAACGUAACUUUCCCUUGCAACAUAAUUGACAAUGCAGUUGAGUUGGGAAUAUCAUUUCUAAGUAGGACAGGCUGUGCCAACAUGUGGCAUAAGUUGACUGUUCCAAUUUAUCAAAACUUAUCGUCUAAUUUUCUGGCUGUGACACAGGAAGAUGAGCCAUUCUUUUCCCAUUCAUUAUCUCCAUACAAAUGUGUGAUUGGCUCAGUUUUCCAAUCAGGGAAACAACUGUCAGCAUACGAAAUCACCAGCCUUAUUUAAACUGCUUAGCAGGUCAGGGAUGUGGAUCUAACAUCUCAGCAGUGGUGGAAGAAGUAUUCAGAUUCCUUACUUAAGUAAAAGUACUAAUACCACACUGUAAAAUUACUCCACUACAAGUAAAAGUCCUGCAUUCAAAACUUACUGAAGUAAAAGUACAAAUGUAUCAGCAUCAACAUGUACUUAAAGUAUCAAAAGUAAAAGUACUCGUUAUGCAGAAUUGUUAAAUAUAUAUUAAA